This is a messenger RNA of Cornus florida, 1653 nucleotides long. Its product is annotated as receptor kinase-like protein Xa21. Gene Ontology annotation, molecular function: protein binding. The record is from RefSeq and is a predicted model, not a curated record. Gene Ontology annotation, cellular component: plasma membrane. Lineage: Eukaryota; Viridiplantae; Streptophyta; Magnoliopsida; Cornales; Cornaceae. Bases 1 to 1653 code for a protein of 550 amino acids. The transcript has a single exon.
AUGGAUUGUUGCGAGUGGAGUGGUGUAACAUGCGACAAUAUGGGUCGUGUUAUUGGUCUCGACUUAAGCGAUGAAUCAAUCUCUGGCGGAAUCCACAACUCAAGUAGCCUUUUCAAUCUCAAGUAUCUUCAAAGUUUGAAUCUUGCUAAAAACAGCUUCGGCUCUUGGCAAAUUUCAUCUGGGUUUGAGAAGCUAACUAGUUUGACAUAUAUGAAUUUGUCAUAUGCAGACUUGACAGGACAAUUUCCUAUUGGGAUUUCAGGUUUGACAAGGUCGGUCUCUCUGGAUUUCUCUGGGAAUUACUACUUAAAACUUGGCAACUCAAAUCUAAAAUUGCUUGUUCAGAAUCUCACGGAGCUCACAGAACUCCGUCUUGAUGGUGUAAAUAUAUCGUCCAAGGGAGAGGAAUGGUGCCAAGCCAUAUCUUCUUCACUCCCUAAUCUGCGAGUCUUGAGCUUUUCUUCCUGUGAUCUCUCAGGUCCUCUUUGUUCUUCCCUUGAGAAUCUCCGAUCCCUUUCGGUGAUCGAUCUGAGUCAAAACAAUUUGUCCGCCCCAGUUCCAAAUUUCUUUGCAAACUUCACCAAUUUGACAGAAUUACUUCUCUGGUAUUCUAAUUUGCAGGGAACAUUUCCGGAAAACAUCUUCCAUGUGCCAACUCUACAUAAACUUGACUUAUCAGACAAUAUAUUACUUCAGGGUUCUUUUCCAGAAUUUUUCCAGAAUGGAUCUCUCCAGACCUUAAUUCUUAGCCACACAAAUUUUUCUGGGAUAUUACCAAAUUCUAUUGGUAAUCUUCAGAUGUUGUCCACGAUAGAUGUUCAGAAUUGCAACUUAACUGGAGCAAUCCCAAGUUCAAUGGCAAACCUUACUCAACUUGUUUAUUUGGAUUUGUCAUACAAUAUGUUUAUUGGUCCAACCCCAUCAUUUUCGAAGAACCUCUCCUACAUAGACUUAUCCCAUAAUCAUUUAACGGGAACAGUUCCUUCCACCCACUUUGAAGGCCUAUUGAAUCUUGUUAUGAUUAAUUUAAGUCAAAAUUCACUCAAUGGAAGCAUUCCGUCAUCUCUUUUAGAACUCCCAUCGCUGAAAAAAAUUUAUCUCGAGUUUAACCAAUUUGAUGGUCAAGUUGAUGAAUUUUCUAAUGCUUCCUCCUCUCUACUAGAGGUCAUCAAUCUGAGUAGUAACAAUUUACAGGGGGCAACAUCAUUAGGAAACUUGAAGAAGCUCGAAUCACUUGAUCUUUCGCGAAACAAGUUGACUGGGAUGAUCCCAACACAACUUGCAAGUCUUACAUUUCUUUCAGUUUUGAAUGUGUCAUACAAUCUUUUGGUUGGAAGAAUUCCGACAGGUUCUCAGUUUCAAACAUUCUCAGAAGCAUCAUUUCUAGGGAAUCCAGGACUAUGCGGCUUCGCUUUGAACACAAGUUGCAGUGAUAGUAAAGUUGCACCAAAUUUCGAAGAUGGGCAUUCAACCUCGGAGUCAGAGGUCUACCUAAGUGCAGCAUUGGGAUUUAUUGUGGGCUUAGGAAUUAUCAUCUGGCCACUUGUGUUCUGUAGAAGAUGGAGACGAUGGUACUACAAACAUGUGGAUCGAGUGUUUCUAAGAAGAAUAAUACAGAGAAGAGUGUACAGAAAUUCAAUUCGACAGCUUUAG